AUGUCGGAAAUAGACAUUGAGAAUCUAGCUUAUGUCGAUAUACAGCACGAUGCUCUAGCUGUAUUUGACGAUAUAGAACAAGGGGUGGUCCUAUCUGAAGAUAUCUGGGUAUUAGGUUACAAAGCGGGCGAAUCUUCCGUACAUGGUAAAGCGAAGAUUACAUUUAGAGAGGGUGGUGGAUCGGAUAUAACAUCCAGGGAAGGUGUGAAGGUUGAAAGGUCUACAUCGUCAAAGACCAACUUUAACGUUUCUAUACCGAAAUUGAACAUCGACACGCGUACAGUCAAGUAUCCAAAACAUAUCAUUCAUCCACCCUAUAAGAAGUCAUCAAAUUUGGAUGCUCCACUUCACAUCAACUCACUUUCACUCAACCCUAAAUCACCUCAUGUAGUGAUAGGUGGACCGGAUGGGUACUGUGUGAUCUUACCUACUUCACUUAACAGUACGGAGAAAGAGGUACAGCUUAAAGGGCAUGUAGGAGAUGUGAGGGAUGUAAAGUGGUUCCCUAGUGGAGAGGUGAUUUUAACGGCUUCUUCAGAUUUGUCAAUAAGGAUAUACGGUCGAGAAGGUAUAAACCCCCGUAUACUCUGUGGACAUACUCGAGCAAUCACUUCGACUUGUAUAUUAGGAGUGGGUAAACAGAUCUUAUCGGCAAGUAAAGAUGGUACGAUCCGUUUAUGGGAUAUAGGCAAGGGAGAAGAAGUUAAGAGAUGGUUGAUAGGUUUGGAAAGUAGGAUGACCAUCGAAGGGAUGAUCGUCAUUGAGGAUCCUCAGUCAUUGCAGUCGUUAGGGUUAGGUCCGGAAGAGGGAGGAGAAAGAGUGAUGAUUUUGAAUGUACAGGAAGGAAUUUGGAUUCAACCUUUCUCUUCGACCGAAAAAGGAAGUGGAUGGUUUAUCAGAAAUGAUUUGAAUAGUCAAUUGAUAUCGAUGGAUCAGAGAGAAGGUGUAGUCGUCCUGGGAUAUAUGAAUGGGGUCAUUGAAAUUAUAGAUCUGGUUAGAUUACGAAAACCUUCGACUACAAAAGAAGAAGGAAAAGUGGGUGUGGGCAGGAUAAAAAGGAUAAAGAGAAAUGAAUCUCCAAUAUACAGCUUGUACCUCACGUCAACAUCAACAGGAGGUAACCAUGAGGUGUAUCUGUAUGUGGGUACUUCAUCUGGAUUACCUUGUUUGCUUGGUAUAACAAUACGAGAAGAUCGAUUUGAAGUAGAGACGAAAGAGGAAUUGGCAGGUUGGGAAGCGACAGGCAUUGAAUGUUGGGGUAAGGUAGGGGAUAAUGUGUGGUGUGCGGGAGGUGAAGGUGGUUUGAGAAGGUAUUGA
Molecule: messenger RNA, 1317 nt
Organism: Kwoniella mangroviensis CBS 8507
Lineage: Eukaryota; Fungi; Basidiomycota; Tremellomycetes; Tremellales; Cryptococcaceae
Exons: 6
Coding region: 1-1317 (438 amino acids)
Molecular function (GO): protein binding
Source: RefSeq, a predicted model, not a curated record